Molecule: messenger RNA, 4087 nt
Organism: Monopterus albus (swamp eel)
Lineage: Eukaryota; Metazoa; Chordata; Actinopteri; Synbranchiformes; Synbranchidae
Gene: micall2b
Product: mical-like 2b
Exons: 17
Coding region: 184-2580 (798 amino acids)
Molecular function (GO): protein binding
Source: RefSeq, a predicted model, not a curated record
CCCACAUAUUCUCACGCUACUUCUCGCUUUCGGGAUCGUGCGUGUCCAAGAUUCUGUCUGUGGAAACUUUCCGAAGUUGGUCGCUGGAGGGCGGGACAGGGGGGAACUCGGUCAGUCUACAGCGGCGCUGCUGCGCUCAGCCCACGGUUCAGCCGCACUUUGUGUCCGAGUCCCAGGUCCGGGAUGUCGGCCGUCAAGGCUCUGCAGCAGUGGUGCCGGAUCCAGUGCGAGGGCUACCGGGACGUGUCUAUCACCAACAUGACCACGUCCUUCAGGGAUGGCCUGGCUUUCUGCGCCCUCAUCCACAAACACAGACCGGAUCUCGUCAACUUUGACUCACUGAACAAGGAGAGCGUCUAUGAGAACAACAAACUGGCAUUUAAGGUCGCGGAGGAGGAGCUGGGAAUUCCAGCACUGUUGGAUGCAGAAGACAUGGUGGCUCUAAGGGUCCCUGACCGCCUCAGUAUCCUGACAUAUGUCUCACAGUACUACAACUACUUCCAUGGGCGCUCCCCGAUUGGUGGUAUGGGAGGUAUAAAGCGCCCGGCUGAGGGCUCCACAGGUGAACCGUGUGGGAAGAUGAACCCACCGGUGGUGGCUAAGGUGUUCACCUCAAAUAAGCCUUCCAGAGAGAACAGCCCUCCCUGCUCUUCCAACAUCACAAGGCCCCCUUCUGCUCCCAAACAAGCCAAAUAUGCCAUUCAGGAAGCGGUGGGUGAGAAAUCUCAUCAGACAGGCACACUGAGUAACAAAUGUGUGUCCUGUAACAACCACGUUCACUUGGUGCAGCGACAUCUAGUGGACGGGAAGCUCUAUCACAGGAGCUGUGCAAAGUUACUGUCUCCUAUAAACACAGUGACACCUCUCAGAGAUUUACCCACAAACACUCCCGUUUCCAAAUUCAGUCCUCUACCAGACGUUGCUAAAACCAACACAACUACUACAACCCCGACACCCUCCAGACUCUGGUCCACAGAGAAACCCAGCAUGCCUUCAAGCUCCUCCAGUACUACUUCUACUUCCUCUCCUUCCUGGCCUACUACGGGUCUCUCUUCAACUCCUAAAGAAAGUCCGAUGGCUUUUGUCUCAAAACCUUCAGCUUCACGGAUUACCUCUGAAUCUGUCACCAUUACAACCACCUCUGUCAUCACAAGGCCUAGUGCCGCUCCUCAUACCCCAGUCACAGCAGCUCCUCGUACUUCAAUUACAGUUACUCCUCGUACUUCAGCCACAGCAGCAAAGACACUCCAGUCCAAGCUCAAGUUCUUCCAGUCAGAUACCACCACUAACAAUGAAGAGAAAAAAACUACCACCGUCAACAUGGAUGUAAAUAAACGGCCCAAUGCUGUUGGUAAGGUACAGGAGGCCCCCGGAGGUCAGACUAUGACUGUAAAUGUCAGUGCUGCUGGCAGAAGGGAAGCAAGUGUGACCGGAGAUAAGGAGAGAGCUAAAGCUGCUGGUGGAGGUGAUAAGGUGAGUUGGAGACAGCAGGAAAAUCAGAGUGAUAAGACAAAAGCAUCACCAGAGGACAACAGUAAUCCACCGUGGAUGAAUGUAGCUCUGAAGAAGACGGAUGUGAAACCUGAGUCUCAAGUUGUGACCCCUAAGAGGGAGCCAGGGGCUGCCAGAGUUAGAGUGAGACUGAAAGCAGACCCCACGAUCCUUGCUGAUCUGAAGUCUCCGGACUCCUCGAGCAAUGCUCCGACCCCAGCCGUCAGGAGCGGACUGGGAGACAGAACCCCAGACAAAGCGGGCUCUCACCCUGGUGGUGCAUCACCCAACACUUCAGCAUCAGAAAAGAAGUCUCCUGCAGACUGGAGGUCGAAACUCAAACCUGUCACCAAAGAAACAAAACCUGUUGGUCCUUCACAGUCCGAGAAACCAUACUCGAAUGGUGCUGAAAAGUCACAGACAUCAGAGCUUUCUACUGGGCCUUCCUCCUCUACUGUUCCCAGCCCCAUUUUUGUCACUGCACCGGGCUCAAAGGGAGUUCAGAAUCGUCAGAAAGACAUAUCUGCUAGUGACAAGAACAUUUCCAAGAUGAAGCCAGGCUACAUUCCCACAGAAGACCUCAUAAAGGAGCUUCAGGAGAUUGAAGAUAAUUUGAAUGAAUGGGAGAGGAGGGGAGUCGAGCUGGAGAUGAAGCUCCGCUCCAGUGAGGAAGAGGGGGAAGAUGACUCUCUCAUGGAUGAACUCAUGGUUGAGUGGUUCAGCUUGAUCAGGAACAAGCAGGUGGCCAUUCGCCGGGAAUCUGAACUGGUCUACAUAGGGAAAACUCAGGACCUGGAGAAAGAGCAGCCUAAUGUUGAGCAGGAACUCAGGAGACUGAUGGAAAAACCAGAACAUCUGAAAACUGCCUACGACCACAAGAGGGAAGAGCAGCUGAUGGCCAAACUGCUGGAGAUCGUCAAUGACAGAAACGCCAUUAUAGAGGGUCUGGAUGAGGACAGACUCAGGGAGGAAGAGGAGGAUGAGGAACUGAACAAGAUGAUGAUGAAUUUCAACAUUAAGAAAGACAAACCAAAGAAAGCGUCUCCAAAGACCAAACUGUUUGGCUGGCUGAACAGGAAGGAAGUAUGAUGCUCCUGCAAACACACCAGGGACUCGUUCGUUGACGUGUCUGCUGCUCUUGUUGCAGUCUUACUGUCAGUGUACUCAGCCUGUGGCUCAUGGGAUACGGUGGAUAAAUGGAUCGUCUGUAUGUGUGAGUGUGUGUGAUCUGUCGUGUUCUGUACUUUGAGAAAAACGCCCUUCCCUCUGUCGACUACAUCACUUAGGAUAUGACGUACACGCGCGCACACACUGGCGAUGCUGAGGGGUUAAUGACUCACCAGCCGUGAUGUGAUUGGGUUCAGUGCUCCAGUUGUUACUUUUAAUCCCCCUUCUAGUCUUAAUCUGUCAACUUAAUGCUCACACACACAAACACACAUGGCCGUGUUGUAUCUUCUUACUUGUACAGUGUAUUGAAAAGUUGGGUGUAUACAUUAACACCAAUGCUAAUGGGAGUUAAUAGAGAACAAGACUUGGCUGCUUCUUGCUCUUUGCUCAUGUUUUUGUCCACACUUCAAAGUAACUAGUGACGUGUGACUAACUUCAGGGUCUCUGACCUUGUUGUUGUUGUUGUACAUGUUGAACUGUAUUUUUCUUUUAACCAUAAAUAUCAUGUUCUGUGUACCUUUGUUCAGAGCGCUGCUCUAAAUAUUACUUUUUAAUGGCAUUUUCUAAACUUGUGGUUCCCAACCUGGAGGUUGUGACCCUACCAAAAGGUCGGGGGACCUUUAAGAUAAAAAAAAAACAACACCUGCUACACAGAAUUAUGAAACUUUAUUCUAGAGUUUCCACAAUAUUUUUUUCUAGUCAGUUAUUAAAUAAUUUUAUCUGGCUGGGCUUGUAAGUAUUCAGUUAAGAAUCUGAGAAGGGUUAAUCACCCUUUGGUCAAGGUUAACACAACCUGUAUAUAUUUAUAUGCAAUCUGCAACAAGGAGUGCAUGUAGACAUGGAUUUAUUUUUUUUAAAGCGCUACCACCCAGAAAGGCUUGGAUCAAUAGUUCAAUCUGUACUUGAUGCUUGAACAUACUUGUAAGAAAACCACUGGACAUCAUAUUUUGGUCAUUUUUCCAUCCUGUGGAUAUGUGACUGUCUUAUCCGAUCAUGUCUUACUUGAAUGUGUAGAGGAUGUUUUUUUGUGGUAGAAUAGAGGAAAAGAACAAUUUUGGUUGGUGUCAUGUGACUCAUAGGUUUUAUUAAGUAUUCGUACUGAAAGCAAACUCAGUUGACCGAAUAUUUUGGGUUCUGGAAAUGUAAGAACUGGUCCAAAUUGGAUCUGGAUAUGUACUGUACAUGUUUUUAAUAUGUCUCAGCUGAAUUUUAGUGCAUCUGUAUCACAAUGUGUUUAUUCUUGGAGAGGACGUCAGCAGGUUUUUAUAUUGCGAUCAAACGGAUCAGUUUCAGCAGAACUGGUUGGUAACAGGACUGUACAGUAUAUAUGUUAAUGUCCCCUUUACUCAGCUGUGUGUAUUGUAUGAGGUUAGCACUAAUAACUGUGAUUAUGAAAUGGAUGAUUUUAAAUAAAUAACUAAUGAAAGUA